This is a messenger RNA of Paecilomyces variotii, 3018 nucleotides long. RefSeq lists its product as hypothetical. Gene Ontology annotation, cellular component: cytoplasm. The record is from RefSeq and is a predicted model, not a curated record. The coding region runs from base 1 to 3018 and encodes 1005 amino acids. Gene Ontology annotation, biological process: protein deubiquitination. Lineage: Eukaryota; Fungi; Ascomycota; Eurotiomycetes; Eurotiales; Thermoascaceae. The transcript is spliced from 9 exons. Gene Ontology annotation, molecular function: cysteine-type deubiquitinase activity; saccharopine dehydrogenase (NAD+, L-lysine-forming) activity.
AUGUCUGGCACUAAGAUCUGGUUGAGAGCUGAAACUAAGCCUGCUGAGGCUCGAUCAGCUCUCACUCCCACCACUUGCAAGGCUCUCGUCGAUGCCGGUUACGAUGUCACCGUAGAGAAGUCUACGCAGAGAAUCUUUGAAGGUGAAGAAAUUUCCCUUGCGCGCAUUGUUGAGGAAGGGUCUUGGGUCAAGGAUGCCCCCAAGGAUGCCUACAUUCUGGGUCUCAAGGAGCUGCCUGAGGAUGACUUCCCCCUUGAGCACGUCCACAUCUCCUUUGCCCACUGCUACAAACAGCAAGCCGGAUGGGAAAAGGUCCUGAGCAGAUGGCCUCGUGGCGGCGGAACCCUCCUCGACCUUGAGUUCCUUACGGACGAGGCUGGUCGCAGAGUUGCUGCCUUCGGAUGGUCUGCUGGAUAUGCUGGUUCUGCCCUGGCCAUCAAAACAUGGGCGUGGCAGCUAGCGCACCCUGAGGGAGAGCCUCUACCGGGCGAGAAGCCCUACGCUAACAAACAGCUCCUGAUUGAGUCGGUCAAGGAGUCGCUGGAGGCUGGUAAGAAGAUCGCCGGUCGAUCCCCGAAGGUGCUGGUCAUUGGAGCUCUUGGUCGGUGUGGAACCGGUGCCGUCGACCUUGCCAAGGAUAUCGGCAUCCCGGAGUCUGAUAUUAUUAGGUGGGAUAUCGAGGAGACCAAGAAGGGCGGGCCUUUCAGGGAAAUUGUUGAGGACGCCGAUAUCUUCGUUAACUGCAUUUACCUCUCUGCGAAGAUCCCGCCGUUCAUCAACGCUGAAACACUCUCCUCGCCCAACAGGCAGCUGAGUGUUGUCUGCGACGUCAGCGCUGAUACCACGAACCCUCACAACCCGGUUCCCGUUUACGACGUGAUCACCACCUUUGACAAGCCCACUGCCCCUGUCAAGCUUCCAGCCGGUAGCAAGAACCUGCCGCUCAGCGUCAUUAGCAUUGACCAUCUGCCAUCUCUGCUUCCCCGUGAAUCUUCCGAGAUGUUCAGCCAGGCUCUGCUCCCCAGCUUGUUGCUGCUGAAGGACCGAUCCAAUGCCCGCGUAUGGACCCAGGCUGAGGAUCUGUUCAAGCAGAAGCCUGCCACUGUUGCCGCAUAUGCGGCGGGGGCGUCCCUCGCCGCUAUCACGCUGUUCUACGUCUUCGGGCCUAACUUCACUAUCGAUGGCGAUGAUUCAAGUAACAACAACCGCAAAAACGGCAUCGUGGGCCUCUCGAACCCCGCCAAUGACUGCUUCAUUAAUUCCGUGCUGCAAGCCCUCGCAGGGCUCGGGGACUUGCGUCUAUACUUGAUCAGAGAACUUCACCGGCGCGAGCUCGAUGGACCAGAGGUGUAUGAUGUGCUGCCGGAGCCGCAGGAUAUGCCGAGGGACCAGAGGCCUGAGAGGCUCAGGGAGCUACAGCAGGGGACGGUUACAAAGGCCUUGAAGGAAAUGCUGGACCGGCUCAACGAACGACCGAUUUACAAAAAGACCAUUUCUGCGAGGCCGUUCAUUCAGGCCCUCGAGUAUGCGUUCCGCACGCGGAUCAGCCGCAAUCAGCAGGAUGCUCAAGAGUUCUUGCAGAUUGUCGCGGAAAGACUCAGUGAUGAGUAUCAUGCUGGGAUCAAAGCCAGGCAGCAUAUGCCGAUGUUGGUUGACCCGUCGUUCGACGCAGAUGCAUCCACGCAGCCCACACAGGAUCCAGACGCCGCGAUGAACCAGAAGGAAACCAGUGAAAUUGAGGUGCGAAUUGACGAUAAGUCAGAGAAUGGCCUACCAGCUGUUCUGACUACGAAACUGAAAGAGACGGAUAACGAGUAUGGCUUUCCGUUUGAAGGCCAGCUGGAAUCGCAAAUCGAGUGUCAAUUUUGCCACUAUCAGUACAAGCCGAAUAAAACAUCGUUCGUGAAUCUCACGUUGCAGGUGCCCCAAGCGAGCUCGACUACGCUAAAUUCCUGCUUCGACGGUCUUCUCAAGACGGAGUACAUCGAUGACUUCCGGUGCGACAAGUGUCGAUUACAGCAUGCGCUGGAAACCAAGAUCAAAGAGAAAUCUCGAGCUCAUGCGGAGGAAGAAAGGGAAAGGAUUGCGACGGAAAUAGGGCUGAUCAAGGAAGCGUUGGAAAACGAUCCAGAGCACUUACCGGACGGGGUGACGAUGCCGCCCUCAGAUCUAGCACCGAAACGGAGGAUCGCGAGGCAUAUGCGGAUAGUAGUCUUCCCCAAAAUCAUCGCUAUUCAUUUAUCGCGCUCUAUAUUCGAUCACAGCAGCUCCACCAAGAACGCAGCCAAAGUGUCUUUCCCGGAGCGUCUCCCCCUAGGCGGCAUUCUGACGCGCAAAUGGUAUAAGUUGUUGGCCAUUGUGUGUCACAAAGGAAGCCAUCAGAGUGGUCAUUACGAGUCCUUCCGGAGAAAUAACUUGUAUCCUCCUUUCUCCACGCCCGACGUCUUCAGGUCCUUCGCUCAGAGCCGGGCGGCCAGUGAGAACCCUUCCAGAGCCCCCAGCCCACGGAUCAGAGCAAAGAACUCUGCAGAGCAAGAGCCUGGGUCUUUGAACCUUUCUCCCGCAGAAUCGUCGGCGUCACUCUCCAGUCCCACCCUGCCGUCUCCCGCUACAUCUCUUCCAGUCCCGCAGUCGCGAGAAACCACGCGUCCAACGUCGAGUCCCCGUGUGUCCUUCCAGAGCGGUCGUUCGAAGUCAUCGUCGAAGUUGAUGUCCUCAUCCACUCCGGAAGGGAGGGACUCUUCCACAUCACCGUCUCUACGGUUGCGUAAUUCCAAGUCGAGCCUCUCGUUGUCCAAGGGCAAUGGCGGGCCGCGACCUUCUACGGAGGCCUCAUCGGGGGCUCCCUCUCGGUUUCGUCGCAAGCGUAAACACAUGGACCGAUGGUGGCGGAUAUCAGAUGAGAAAGUCAAGGAAUGCAAGACGGCAGAUGUGCUUGGCAUGCAGAGGGAGGUCUAUCUCCUUUUCUAUGAGAUUGAAAAACCGGACGCCAGCCCUCAUGGGGCGGAUGAUGCUUGA